ACGCCUGGGUAACCUACGCGACAGGCACUGCCAAGGGCUCGCCCGGGCGGCCGACGCCAUGUACGUCGGCGCACGCGUUUGCGUCAGAACGCGACCCCGGAAGUGGCGCUGCGCCGGAGGCGCUGGUGCCGCCGGGUGGUGCAGAAAGGACUCAGGGCAAGGCAGCUCGCGCGGCGCCCUGCCGCACAGCCCGGCCGCGCCAGCAUGUCGUACAUGCUCCCGCACCUGCACAACGGCUGGCAGGUGGACCAGGCCAUCCUCUCGGAGGAGGACCGCGUCGUGGUCAUUCGGUUCGGGCACGACUGGGACCCCACCUGCAUGAAGAUGGACGAGGUUCUGUACAGCAUAGCGGAAAAGGUGAAAAAUUUUGCCGUUAUUUAUCUUGUGGAUAUUACAGAAGUACCGGACUUCAACAAAAUGUAUGAGUUAUACGAUCCAUGUACUGUCAUGUUUUUCUUCAGGAACAAGCACAUCAUGAUUGACUUGGGCACAGGCAACAACAACAAGAUCAACUGGGCCAUGGAAGACAAGCAGGAGAUGGUCGACAUAAUUGAGACUGUGUAUCGUGGUGCCCGCAAGGGCCGGGGCCUGGUGGUGUCCCCCAAGGACUACUCCACCAAGUACAGAUACUGAGGCAUGUGCCGUGGCCUGCGUGGUGCUGUGGGGCCCCUCCCUGGAAGGGCCCUCACCUCUUAAGAGCUGGAGGGUUGAGGGUUACAUGCCUUCACUAGCUGAAGCAAAUAAAUACCUGAAGGAGCA
Messenger RNA from Sciurus carolinensis (gray squirrel), 759 nucleotides. RefSeq names its product thioredoxin like 4A (gene Txnl4a). Gene Ontology annotation, biological process: mRNA splicing, via spliceosome. The transcript is spliced from 4 exons. NCBI's taxonomy places the organism in Eukaryota, Metazoa, Chordata, Mammalia, Rodentia, Sciuridae. The record is from RefSeq and is a predicted model, not a curated record. Gene Ontology annotation, cellular component: spliceosomal complex; U4/U6 x U5 tri-snRNP complex; U5 snRNP. The coding region runs from base 205 to 633 and encodes 142 amino acids.